AUGGCUAGAGGACCAAAGCAUCAUUUGAAGAGAUUAGCAGCUCCAAACCACUGGAUGUUGGACAAGUUGUCCGGUGUCUACGCACCAAGACCAUCGGCUGGUCCACACAAGUUGAGGGAGUCACUACCUUUGAUUGUGUUCUUGAGAAACAGACUUAAAUAUGCCUUGAACGGAAGAGAAGUCAAGGCUAUUUUGAUGGAGAGACAAGUCAAGGUUGAUGGUAAGGUCAGAACCGACACCACCUUCCCAGCUGGUUUCAUGGAUGUUAUCUCCCUGGAUGCUACCAACGAGAACUUCAGAUUGGUCUAUGACAUCAAGGGAAGAUUCGCAAUCCACAGAAUCACCCCAGAAGAGGCUUCGUACAAGUUGGCCAAGGUUAAGAAGGUCCAGCUCGGAAAGAAGGGUAUCCCAUACAUUGUUACACACGAUGGAAGAACUAUCAGAUACCCAGAUCCUGCCAUCAAGGUUGGAGACAGUGUCAAGGUUGACUUGGACACAGGCAAGAUUUCAUCUUUCAUAAAGUUCGAGACUGGUAAGUUGGCUAUGGUUACCGGUGGUCGUAACUUGGGAAGAGUUGGUGUCAUCACCCACAAGGAGAGACACGAGGGAGGUUUCGAUUUGGUCUACAUCAAGGACUCUCUUGACAACACUUUCAUCACCAGAUUGAACAACGUUUUCGUCAUUGGUGAGGGUGCUGGUAAGCCAUGGAUUUCCUUGCCAAAGGGUAAGGGUGUUAAGUUGUCUAUUUCCGAGGAGAGAGACAGAAGAAGAGCUGCCCAGGGCUUGUAA
This is a messenger RNA of Brettanomyces bruxellensis, 789 nucleotides long. RefSeq names its product ribosomal protein S4A (gene RPS4A). Bases 1 to 789 code for a protein of 262 amino acids. The record is from RefSeq and is a predicted model, not a curated record. NCBI's taxonomy places the organism in Eukaryota, Fungi, Ascomycota, Pichiomycetes, Pichiales, Pichiaceae. Gene Ontology annotation, molecular function: RNA binding; structural constituent of ribosome. Gene Ontology annotation, cellular component: ribosome; cytosolic small ribosomal subunit. The transcript has 2 exons. Gene Ontology annotation, biological process: translation.